Ilex paraguariensis (yerba mate) is the source of this 861-nucleotide messenger RNA. The record is from the annotation of a GenBank genome assembly. Lineage: Eukaryota; Viridiplantae; Streptophyta; Magnoliopsida; Aquifoliales; Aquifoliaceae.
AUGGCAGUCUGUGGAAGCCUUCAACACAUCUUCCAACAGCCAAUGCCGGAAAGUCCAAGACUGCUCGAUUCCUUCUCACCAUGGAACCAGAUUAAAGCCAUGAAACCCAUUGAAGACUCUUCUUUUACAGAUAUCUUUGGUGAGCUUCAUUGCAAAGAGAAUCAUCCUGAAUCUUCCUCAUCCUCUCCCCUUCCUGCCUCAUCUCCGUCCUCGCUGUUCUCAUCAUCAUCAUUGUCGUCGUCAUCAACAUCCUCAUCAUCAUUUUUGAAUGAUUUGAACCCAAAAGCUGGGAUUGAAAACCUCAACAAAGACAACAAUGGCAGCUUGUGUAGCAAUGAGAGAAAUAACAAAAUCCCCACUGCAAAUUAUUAUCCAGGAACCCGAAGAAAAUACAGUCACAGUAAUAGCUUUUCUUCCAUGAAUUCCGAUAAUUUUUCUCUGUGCACAGAGGGUCUUGGAUUUGAAAGCUCUGAUGAUUUAGAGGACUUGAAGAAUGAAAUGAACAUAGAUUGGCCACACUACGAAGAGAAAACGAGUAAUAGAAGGCAUUCACUGCCUGAAAAUAUAUGCAGAGAUUCUAAGAGAUCAAGGACAAGUGGAAGGGCAUUUCCUCCACCCAUAUCUUGUAUAGGCAGAAGUGGUUGGCCUUGGGUGUGCUUUAAAUCUUAUCGGCACGAUGGCAGGUUUAUUCUUAAGGAGAUUAGGAUUCGAACACAAGAUUUCCUGCAUGCAUCUCGAGAAGAUGGGAGGUUGAAGCUUCACUUUAUUCAAUCAGAUGAUGAAACUCUUGAGGAAGCUGAGGAGGAGGAAGAAGAAGUAGAUGAAGAAGAUGAUCAAAUUCUUGAGAAGACAGGCGUUUGA